Molecule: messenger RNA, 1523 nt
Organism: Amyelois transitella
Lineage: Eukaryota; Metazoa; Arthropoda; Insecta; Lepidoptera; Pyralidae
Exons: 2
Coding region: 282-1472 (396 amino acids)
Source: RefSeq, a predicted model, not a curated record
GAUCAGCUGAUGGCUAGUUGAGUGGUUGCUAUUCACUCGAAUUUUAAGAUAUUUUCAUUUCUUAAAUUUAUUUAUACCUAUUUAUUAAGUGCAAUUUAGUUAUUUAAAUAGAAACACAAGUUAUUAUUAACUACUUUAUUUAACACAAACCUAAACGUGAAAAAAAUUACUGGAUCAUGGUGACCUAUGUUUCAAGUGUUUUCAAAAGCUAAUUUGUUUUCUAGCUUAUUACACAAAAAUAAAUAUAACAUUAACAAUAGCAGUUCUUUUGUGCAGAAGAAAUGCCUGGUAUUAGUAAUGAAUACAUUAAUGGCGUUGUUAAUAAUAUUGUAUCAGAAAAUAACCUAAAAGAAUGUCAGUUUUCGCAGCUAAAUUUCGAGAGUAUUGCCCAAAAUUAUUUUGGCGUUCUUAUUCCUUUAGUUUUAAACGGCAAAAAGAACAAUGAAGCUGUGUCACUACAUAUUGUUUUAAAAUUAGCUCCUACUGACGAACAAUAUCGUGUGAGUGGGGCUCUUACUCAAUUCUUUUCGCGUGAAAUAUUUGCCUAUUCCAUCAUAUUAAAGAAAUAUAACAUUCUGCAAAAGGGUUUCCCAAUAGAACUUCAAUAUUUAAUACCUCAGUGCUAUUAUGUUUGUAAGGAAUACUGCAAUGAGGCUAUAGCUAUGCAAAAUAUGAGUGUUAAUGGAUAUAAGCCAUAUACCAAUAAAAGGUACCUAGAUUUUGAUCAUGUUACAGUGUCAUUAAAAUCCUUGGCGAAAUUCCAUGCACUAUCAUUUAUUAUGAAGGAAAGAGAUAGAGAGCUCUAUGAAAAGUCUCUUAAAGUCUGCUUACCUUUGUCUGCAGCUAAUAACAAAAGGUUUAUGGACAUCUUACAAGAUAGAUUAGACAAAGCUUUAAUCAAACUUGAAAAUACCAAAUAUGUGCCUAUGUUAGAAACUUUAAAACAAAAUCUGAAUGAUAAUAUUGAGUCUGCAAGUAAUAAUGUGCAAAGAAUAUGUAUUUGCCAUGGAGAUAUUUGGAAGGAAAAUAUUCUUUAUAAAUAUGAGGACAACAGACCAAUAUCUGCAUGCCUUAUAGACUACCAAACGGUUCGGACAAUAAGUCCAGCUUACGAUGCCCUUUACCUCAUCAUCAGCAGUACCAAUUCAGAAUUACGGCACCAACAUUAUGGAGAAUUACUAACAGUGUAUUAUGAAAUGUUCGCUACUGUGUUAAAAGAAGCAGGGCUGAAUCCCGAUUUCUUGUACUCAAAAGACAUGUUUUAUUCUGAUUUGAAAACUGUUGGUCCAGCAUGCUUUAUAGUAGCUAAUACUGCUCUGUGGCUGUCAAACGGUCUCCAGAAAGAAGGUCAUGUGAGAAGUAAAACUCCUUGGAAUACAAAAGAAGAGGAAAUUGAUGCAGUUAAUAGUUAUAAGUUAGCAAUUGUAGGUAUAAUUGAGGAUUUUAUUAAAUAUGGUUACCUUUACCUGUAGUCACAUUUUAAAAUAGGCCUAAGAUAAGUAUAUUUUAUUUUAUAUAUUAUC